This is a messenger RNA of Cannabis sativa, 1004 nucleotides long. RefSeq names its product chaperone protein dnaJ 20, chloroplastic. Bases 252 to 881 code for a protein of 209 amino acids. The transcript is spliced from 2 exons. The record is from RefSeq and is a predicted model, not a curated record. NCBI's taxonomy places the organism in Eukaryota, Viridiplantae, Streptophyta, Magnoliopsida, Rosales, Cannabaceae. Gene Ontology annotation, cellular component: chloroplast.
UAGUCUCCAAUUCACUCCACCACUCUUUUUUUUUUUUUUUCAUAUAUUAUUAUUAUUCUUUUCCUCAAAAAUAUUUCCCUUCUCAUAUUAUUAUUAUUAUUAUUAUUAUUAUUAUUAAUUGCUUUUCUUUUUUAAAAAAUAAAAUAAAAUAAAAAUUUCCCAUAUAUAAAUUUUGAGUGAGUGAAAGAAAGAAAGAAGAGAAGAGUAAGAAAACCAAAACUAGAGAGAGAAAGUAGAGAGAGAAAGAGAGAAUGCGUUGCCAUGGCUUAACAAUCUCAUCAGCAAGCGAUUCACGCUUCUUCAUCCCCACCACCACCACAACAACCACCACCACCACUAACACCGCCGUCAAAUUCUUCUCGGUUCGAAUGCCCAAACCCGUUAACCCGACCCGAACUCGAAUCGGAUCGGUGAGAUCGGAAGCGGCGGUGGACGAUGCUUGCGUGGCGGCGGAUACGAAUUCGAGAAGCUUCUACGAGCUUCUAGGGAUUCCGGAAAGUGUAUCGGUGGUGGAAAUCAAACAAGCGUAUAAGCAAUUGGCGAGAAAGUACCAUCCGGACGUUUCGCCGCCGGGUCGGGUGGAGGAGUAUACGAAGAGGUUUAUUCGGGUACAGGAGGCGUACGAGACUUUGUGUGAUCCUUGUAGAAGAGCUGUUUAUGAUCGUGAUAUGGCUAGGGGUGUUCAUCUUGCUUUCUCUGCUAGAACACGAUUCCACAAUCACCAGGGAAUGGAAGAGAAAAGCGAAUGGAAAAACCGAUGGCAAAGUCAGCUAUCUGAGCUUAAAAGAAGAAGCGCGAGUAAGGAUGGUAGGGGUAACAACAUGUCAUGGGGAGCUCGGAUGCGACGACGGAAUAAUGAUGACUUACCUAAUGAACUAUAGAAGAUAUGAAAUAUUAGUAUAUAGUAAGUAGUCUUAAUUAGCAUGUAUAUAUUAUUGCAUAAAAAUGUAUUUUUUUUCAACCUUGUUUUUCCAAGAAAUAAAAGUUCAAUAUACAAAAAUAAA